Molecule: messenger RNA, 3660 nt
Organism: Panicum virgatum (switchgrass)
Lineage: Eukaryota; Viridiplantae; Streptophyta; Magnoliopsida; Poales; Poaceae
Product: DNA-directed RNA polymerase 2B, chloroplastic/mitochondrial-like
Exons: 19
Coding region: 105-3101 (998 amino acids)
Biological process (GO): mitochondrial transcription
Cellular component (GO): mitochondrial DNA-directed RNA polymerase complex
Molecular function (GO): DNA-directed RNA polymerase activity; DNA binding
Source: RefSeq, a predicted model, not a curated record
GGCCGAGCCGAGGCCCGGCUUUUCCUCUUCCCCGACCCCUCUCCCCACAUUGGCGGCGGCGGCGGCGGCGCCAUAUUGCCCCCAUUCCCCAUGUUCUCCAGUUGAUGCUCUCCGCCUCAGCCCCGACCGCUGCGGCCGUCUCUCCUGCCACUUCCUCUCCGCUUCCCGCCCUAACCCCCCAAACCCUAGCCCCUUCUCCCCUCAUGUGGCGCCGCCUCCCCGCCCGCCGCCUCGCCUCCGCCCUCCUCUCCUCCUUCCCAGUCACGAGCGCCGCUGCCCCGCGCGCUCCUCCUCUCAAGCGUCGUCUUCUCCCGCCCCCGCGCUUUCCCUCGUUGCAGCAGGAACCGCGUUCGUUCGCCUCCUCCGCCGCAGCCGAGGUGGUGUCCUUGGAGGAGGCCGAAGAGCUGCACCACGCGCUCGAGAACUUCCAGGUGCAGCCGAACCAGAAUCAACCUCCUCCGCCGGUGGAGGAGCAGCAGGCAUCCGGGAGAGACCACCGUAGUCGGCAUCGGCGGAACAGGCGCGGACAGCAAGCACAAGUGGCGGCGGCGGAGCACGGGAUGACUUACCACAAAUACGCCUCCUUGCGCCGCCGACAGAUCCGCGUCGAAACGGAGGCGUGGGAGCAGGCCGCAAAGGAGUACCGCGAGCUCCUUGCGGACAUGUGUGAGCAGAAGCUCGCGCCCAACCUUCCCUAUAUAAAGUCGCUCUUCCUGGGCUGGUUUGAGCCGCUGCGGGACCAAAUCGCUGCAGAGCAGGAGCUCGUGGCGGACCGUGGGUCCAGGGCUUCACAUGGGCCGUACUUCAACAUGCUUCCUGCGGAUAUGAUGGCGGUCAUAACUAUGCACAAGCUCAUGGGACUGCUCAUGACUGGCAGUGGGGACGGGAGCGUUCGAGUCAUCCAGGCAGCAUGUCAGAUUGGCGAGGCUAUCGAGCAUGAGGUUCGAAUCCACAGAUUUCUAGAGAAGACAAGGAAAAAAAGCAACAAAGAAAAGGAAAAUGAAGAAGAAAUUUGUGACUCAGACAUUUCCAAAGAACAACAGCGUCUAAGAAAGAAAGUCACUGAUCUGAUGAAAAAGCAAAAGUUACGGCAAGUUAGGAAGAUAGUGAAAAAUCAAGAUGAUUCCAGGCCAUGGGGUCAAGAUGCUCAUGCGAAAGUCGGCAGUCGUUUGAUUGAGCUGUUUAUUGAAACAGCCCAUAUACAGCCAGCUGCUAGCCAGUCAUCAGAUGGUCUGCCUGACAUUCGUCCUGCUUUCAGACAUGAAAUGAGAACGGUGCCGAAGGAACAACAGAAGCUUAGUCGCAGAUAUGGUGUCAUCAAGUGUGAUCCACUGGUUCGGCAAGGCCUGGAUAGAACAGCAAAACACAUGGUCAUUCUGUACAUGCCUAUGUUGAUUCCCCCAAUCUGUUGGUCAGGAUAUGAUAAGGGAGCACACCUGUUUUUACCAUCCUAUGUGAUGCGCACCCAUGGUGCUAGGCAGCAGAGGGAGGCUGUUAAAAGGGCUCCAAAGGAACAGUUGCAAUCAGUUUUUGAGGCCUUGAAUACUCUUGGGAGCACGAAGUGGAGGGUUAACAAAAGAGUUCUUAGUAUUAUUGACAGAAUAUGGUCAAGUGGUGGUCGGCUUGCUGACCUGGUUGAUCGUGCUGAUGUUCCCUUACCUCAGAAGCCUGACACAGAAGAUGAAACUUUGCUAAAGAAGUGGAGGUGGCACAUGAGGUCAGUCAAGAAGGAAAACAGUGAAAGGCAUUCUCAGAGAUGUGACAUUGAGCUCAAACUUGCUGUUGCUCGAAAAAUGAAGGAUGAAGAGGGAUUUUACUACCCACACAACCUUGAUUUUAGAGGUCGUGCUUAUCCAAUGCAUCCUUACCUGAACCACUUGGGUUCCGACCUUUGUCGAGGGGUUCUGGAGUUUGCUGAAGGUCGUCCACUUGGCAAGUCAGGCUUGCAUUGGCUGAAGAUACACCUAGCAAAUUUGUAUGCUGGUGGUGUUGAUAAGUUAUCAUAUGAUGGCCGGAUUGCAUUUGCUGAGAAUCACUUGGAGGAAAUAUUUGAUUCUGCUGAUAGGCCAUUAGAAGGCAAACGAUGGUGGCUUGGGGCUGAAGAUCCAUUCCAGUGCCUGGCAGUAUGCAUGAAUCUUGCUGAAGCUUUAAGAAGCUCGUCUCCAGAAACAACGAUAUCACAUAUUCCUGUGCAUCAGGAUGGUUCUUGUAAUGGCCUGCAGCACUAUGCAGCUCUUGGAAGGGAUAAGUUGGGAGCUAUUGCUGUCAACUUAGUUGCUGGAGAGAAGCCUGCAGAUGUUUACUCCGGAAUAGCUACCAGGGUGGUUGAAAUUAUGAGGAGGGAUUCACAAAAGGAUCCUUCUACAGAUCCUGAUGCAGCUCAUGCUCGUCUGAUACUUGAUCAGGUGGAUAGAAAAUUGGUGAAGCAAACUGUGAUGACAUCUGUGUAUGGUGUCACUUAUGUUGGAGCACGUGAACAAAUAAAAAGAAGACUGAAAGAGAGGGGGGUCAUUGCUGAUGAUGCGGAAUUAUUUGGUGCAUCAUGUUAUGCUGCUAAGGUUACUCUGACAGCACUUGGCGAGAUGUUUCAAGCUGCCCGUAGUAUCAUGAACUGGCUUGGUGACUGUGCCAAGGUAAUUGCUUGUGAAAAUGAACCUGUGAAAUGGACGACCCCUCUUGGGCUUCCAGUUGUUCAACCAUAUCGCAAACUAGGGAGGCAUCUUAUUAAGACGUCGUUACAGGUUCUGACCCUUCAGCGGGAGACUGAUAAGGUUAUGGUGAAGCGGCAGAGGACAGCUUUCCCUCCAAACUUUGUGCAUUCCCUUGAUGGUUCUCAUAUGAUGAUGACUGCUGUUGCUUGCAAAAGGCAAGGCCUCAACUUUGCAGGAGUUCAUGAUUCUUAUUGGACCCAUGCUUGUGAUGUUGAUACAAUGAACAAAAUACUCCGGGAGAAGUUUGUGGAACUCUAUGAUACACCUAUUUUGGAAAAUCUGUUGGAGAGUUUCGAGAAAUCUUUCCCUAAGUUAAAGUUCCCACCAUUACCAGAGAGGGGAGACUUUGAUAUGAAGGAUGUCCUUGAGUCUCCUUAUUUUUUCAACUAGCACAAUUAUGAUAGCAUUGCAUGCCCCCCGCACUCUGCUUGCCUAUUCACAGCCUGCACCUAUCCUGAGUUUUGAGUACAGUGCCGCCAGCUCAGAUGUUGAAGCUAAAUCUUUUACUGGCUGAAGCGUACCAUCUUCAAGACAUCAUGCAUGACCUUAUCCAAAAGUGUGGCUUCGCAGAAGUAUACAGAGGAUGUUCUUACUGAGCUGUACAAUUCGAUACUUCGAGGACUCAGCAUGUUGCCUUGAAGUAAUCAAUAACAGAUAUGGUGAGGAGGUUUGCAGUUAUGCUAACAGCAAAUCCAAAUAAAAGGGGAUGAUCCCCCCCCCCCCCCCCGCGGCGCGGGUCAAGGCUUACGCAUAACAUUCACAUACUGAUCCCUGUAAAUGUAAUUAUAUAGCUUUUGUCUGUCACUAAUCUGUUUUUUAUUCUUGAUCUUGAACUAUAGAGGGAUAUUCUGCUAAGGGGACCAGCUGACGAAGGAUUAUUUCAUUGCUAACUUUGUAGUUGUAAGAUAACAAUUUAAUAAUAAAUGGAUACGCAGUGGUUUCUUAUCCA